This is a messenger RNA of Notothenia coriiceps (black rockcod), 569 nucleotides long. Its product is annotated as exportin-1-like. NCBI's taxonomy places the organism in Eukaryota, Metazoa, Chordata, Actinopteri, Perciformes, Nototheniidae. Gene Ontology annotation, cellular component: cytoplasm; nucleus. Gene Ontology annotation, molecular function: nuclear export signal receptor activity. Bases 15 to 569 code for a protein of 184 amino acids. The transcript is spliced from 3 exons. The record is from RefSeq and is a predicted model, not a curated record. Gene Ontology annotation, biological process: protein export from nucleus; ribosomal small subunit export from nucleus; ribosomal large subunit export from nucleus.
AGGCGCUGCACUUCAUGCUGCUGGUGUCGGAGGUGGAGGAGACGGAGAUCUUUAAGAUCUGUCUGGAGUACUGGAACCACUUGGCAGCCGAGCUCUACAGAGAGAGUCCGUUCUCCACCUCCAGCACCCCGCUGCUGUCCGACGUGCCCCCCCGCAGACACCUCUACCUGCCCGUGCUCUCACAGGUGCGUUUGCUGAUGGUGAGCCGCAUGGCCAAACCAGAGGAGGUGCUGAUUGUGGAGAACGAUCAGGGGGAGGUGGUGCGGGAGUUCAUGAAGGACACGGACUCCAUUAACCUUUACAAGAACAUGAGGGAGACUCUCGUCUCAUUGGCCCUCCUCUUCCAGGUGAUGAUGCCAGGAGGCAAGUGCGAGCCACUGUUCCUGUGCAGCCUGGAGAUCCUCAGCCACUACGAGGCCAUCAUGGCGGCGUUCCCUCACAGCAGCAGCUCUCUGGAGAGCGACAACACCCGCCACUUCUUCUCCACCAUCACUGACAACCUGCAGAGCCAGGAUAUGAAGGCGGUGCUGCAGCAGAAGAUCGCUCAGCUGGUGUCAGCGGCAACUUGA